Notothenia coriiceps (black rockcod) is the source of this 850-nucleotide messenger RNA. Its product is annotated as cornifelin-like. The record is from RefSeq and is a predicted model, not a curated record. The coding region runs from base 237 to 581 and encodes 114 amino acids. NCBI's taxonomy places the organism in Eukaryota, Metazoa, Chordata, Actinopteri, Perciformes, Nototheniidae. The transcript has 4 exons.
AUACAGACCAUCAGCCUCAAAGCAAAGCUGCAGUUCUAAUAGUCUUAGUUUGUCUGCAGAUCUUUGUCAUCCUCAGAAACAGCCGUUUGAUUUGACAUACCAGCAUUUCGCAGCUCGAGCUCGUCACUGCUUCCUGUGUGCGGUGUGCAGCUUGUCAGCCUGAUCAGACUUAGAGCACACCGACCGAAUCUUCUGAUAGCUUUAUUGGAAACAACAAGCAGAUCCAGUAAUCCAACAUGUCAAGCCCAGUGGUCACCCAACCGGCUGCAGGCAGCUACGGAACGAACGUCCAAACGGGGGAGUGGAGCACCGGCCUCUGCUCCUGCUUCAGCGACUUGUUAGUCUGUGCUAUUGGUUGCUGCUGUCCAAUUGCCUUGAGCUGCUACACUGCUCAUAAGUAUGGAGAAAACUGCUGUUUGGGUUGUCUGCCAGGAGGCUCAACAGCCAUGAGGACUCACAUGAGACUCACUUAUGGCAUACAGGGAACAAUAAUCAACGAUGCCUUGAUGACCUGUUGCUGCGGAACCUUUGAGGUUUGCAGGAUGGCGCGUGAAAUCCGCAUCAGGAAUGGAGAAGUGUAAUCUCGAGAAGACAUAAAAACGAUUCUGGUCCACUAAACAGUAUUUUCUGCUGAUUAAUGAUGUUCAGCUAUUGUGAAAGUAACGUCUUGUAAUUGCCGUAGCAAGCCUGGCUUUUUCAUGCAGUGAACAAAGAUUGAGCUAAUGAAUUAUGCAAAUCUGUGUAUUAAAUGUCAUUUUCUAGCCUUAUGUGCCUGUCUAACUGUGUAACUAAUUGCCUGUAUACUAAUCUGCAUUGCUGUAAAUAAACUGCGUUAUUCAAUCACUCACAA